AUGUUGAAAUUCCGGUAUCCUUUACGUUGUUUAUAUGGGUCUUUGGAAUGGAAAGGAUUGUAUGUACAUUCACAUAUGAUAAACAAGAAGCAGUUAUGGACAAAGGCUAUUCAACCAAAUUCAUUAUUGACCAGAGUACUAAUGCAAUCAUCUAAACGUUUUGCGGAUGCAGCCAAUCCAUUGCCAUCAACUGUUGACUCAACAACUGUGGUACGAAAACCGGUUCGAAGACGUAGACCGUUAACUUCAGUUUAUGAUUCGACGUAUCCAAGAGGACCGGAAAUCAUUGGUGUAGCAAUGGCCGAAUCCUUUAGAUUGCUUGAUUUACUUGAUGACGAGAAUUUGUUCAGCUUAUAUAAUUGUACGCAUAUCGAUGAAGGUACAUGA
Molecule: messenger RNA, 387 nt
Organism: Loa loa (African eye worm)
Lineage: Eukaryota; Metazoa; Nematoda; Chromadorea; Rhabditida; Onchocercidae
Exons: 3
Coding region: 1-387 (128 amino acids)
Source: RefSeq, a predicted model, not a curated record